AGAAAAUCUGAAAACAUGUCAGGAAAUCUCAGAUCCAGCAAGACCACCUCGAAAAGUCCAAAAACCUCACCAAAGAAACAGAAAGGUGACAAAGCUAAGCGAUCCUCAAAAGGAAAACGAAAACAGCUUGAUAAAAAAGAUGAAGUUGAUCUUUCUAUGGAAGGAAUAGGCCACCCAGAAAUUUUUCCCUUAGUCUUCACUACAAAAACCCAAGAAAUCUUUAAUUGCCGAGUGGAUGAGGAUGUCACAGAAGAAAAUUGUUUCAAACUUAUUAAAAAAGAAGACAUAAUUCAGGACCUGAAAACGAGAGCUGCUAUUUCUGAUUUCCACCCUGUCAAAAGAGUUAUUCUAGAAUAUCCAGGGGAAGAACUUCUGGUAGUUUUUGAUGCAAAUUUCCAGUAUGGACAAAACUUUUACCUUGUUGCUUCUGAGGAAGCCAAGGAAAACUUUCUGAAGCCUCCAGACACUGCAGAAGAAAAAGAAGAAAAAAGUGAAGAAGAAAAAGAGAGGACUCUGGAAGUCCAUGCCUGUAAGCGUUCUGUCCACAAACCAUGGGUUUCUCUUGGCAGCGAAAAGGAAGUUGAAGAAGAAUCUGUUAAAGGCUAUGCUACAAAGAUUAAGUACAUGUUUUCUCGAGCACGCGGGAAGUUUGGUGCACCAAUUGGAUUUACUGAUAGGAAUGCUUCACAUGUGAAAGACAGUUAUGUUGAAUGCACUUCCUACCAAGACAAAACUUUCAGCAUUAAACUGCUUGAAAGAGAUGUGGGCAUACAAAUGGUUCCAAAAGUAAAAGAAGCUAGUACUCAGACAAAAUGGACCUAUCCAAAAAAUGCAGCCACGCAGUAUUCUUCUAGACAGUUGUCAUAUGAAGAGCUGGAAGAGAGUCUGUCAUCUGAGAAACUGAAAGAAUUUGUCACAUCAGUACAUUUAAGAAUGGAAGUUGCAUUGCAGCAGAAUGAAAUUAUGAAUGCCUUUUUUGAUGACUGGAAGGCCCUAGCAGAAGAUGAAAGCAGUUCUGGUGACAAGUCAGAUGUCUAUCUUCAAGCAUACCAAUCAUUCACAGAUCCAGACUACCUCAAGGACAGAAGUAUUAGCUGCGUCCGUUGGCACCCAAUCAUCCAUGGGAUAAUAGCAGAGUCAGCAACACAGAGGUAUUCUGAUGAAGAAAGAAUUAACCCUUCUGACAAAUUAUUGUUACAGGAUUCAGUCAUUAUUUUUUGGAGCUUUUCUGACCCUACCCGCCCUCAGUUAAUAUUAGAAUGUCCCCAUGACAUUUACUGCUUUCAGUUCAGUCCAAGCGAUCCAAAUAUCAUUGCUGGUGGCUGCUUCAAUGGACAGCUUGUACUGUGGGAUAUUUCUAAAAAUGAAGAAAGGCUGCAAAAUGCAAAAAGCAUAACUGUUGGAGUCAAAAAGUCAGUUGUUAAUAUGGACGGUGCUUCUGUUGCAAAUCCAUCGGAGAACAACGAUACAUCUGAGCCAUCAUAUAUGGAAGACGAUGAGAAUGAUACAGAGCCACCUUUAGUAAGAUACUGCGCAUGCUCUUCCAUAGAGUGUAGCCAUAAAACAGUGAUUACAGAUAUACAUUGGCUGCCAGAUCAUUUUGAGGUCAACCGAAUGGGCAUCACUUUUGAAAACAGAGCUGAAAUUUGCGUCCAGCUUGUGACCUGCUCCCCUGAUUGCUUAAUAUUGUUUUGGGAUAUUCGAGUCACCAAAACUCCCAGCAAGCCUUUGUUUGAAAAAGCAAAAGAGAAGAAAAUUUUUGAUAUGCCUCCCGGAGUUCCAGAUACCUUUAAGCACCUAGCUCUCAGCUGGAAACCUCUCCUAAAGAUAAACCUGUGUAAGAGUGAUACCAGAAUGGAAUACAGUCCCAUCAAAAUUUGUCUACUGGAACAGCAUCAUCAUUACAAAAUCUUAGAUAAGGCACAAUCUAUGAACAAACAAAAGGCACUUGCCAAAGAGAAACCAUACGCAAAGAUGAGUGUUCCUUCAAAGAAACCUCUGAAAGCACUGGAGAGUAUCUCCAACAACUUUUUUGUUGGAACUAAAGAUGGAGAAAUUAUCUAUUCUGACUGGAAAAUAAAAAUCGAUAGCAACUCAGGAAAACCAGUUAGUAAGAAGCCCUCUCAUAAAUACUUCAUCCAUGACGAAGCUGUGAACACCGUCCAGAUAUCUCCCUUUUUUAAAGACAUUGUUUUAAGUGUUGGAGGCUGGAAUUUUGCCAUUUGGAAAGAAGGUGUUACAGAUGGACCUAUUCUCGAGUCAAGCUGCAUGACACAAAGAUACACUACAGGACACUGGUCCUUAACAAGACCAGGAGUUUUCUUCAUUGGCAGAGAUGAUGGAAAUAUAGAAAUCUGGGACUUACUGAAGAAAACUCAUGAGCCAGCUCAUUUCCAGAACAUCUCUGAAUCAACGAUCACCUGCAUCAGCCCCUGGAUUGCCUCAUCAAAGCAGCAAUUUCUUGCUGUUUCUGAUGAUUCUGGAGUACUGCAUGUUUUAGAAAUCUGUCCGAUAUUAAGCCAGUCUUCCAGCAAUGAGCAGGCCAAUGUACUUGAUUAUUUUGAGAGAGAAGUCAAAUAUCUGAAGAAUUACGAAAAAUACCAAGAGUUUCAAGCCAAAGAAAGAACAGAAAAGGAACAGACACAGAUGGAGAAAACAGUACGUUAUAUUUGGAAUUAAGCAAACUUCCUUUGUUUCCUUAGAUCUUUAAAAUGCACUUCUUUUGCCUAGGCUAUUUCCCAUAGUAUUUUCAAAAAUCAGGAUGUGUAUAUUCAGAAUGAUUUAGCAGCUCCUUAUUUCUUAUUUGUCAUGGUUAGGAUUAGAAUAGACAGUCCUGGUUCACUUUUUUUUUCUUCCAAUAAGGAUUUUGCCUAUGCAUUCUUUGGUAGAUGGUUUAAUAGUACCAGCUAACAAACCAAGAAAACAACAAUUCAGUUAACAUAGCCCUGUCCACUAAUUUGUGAUUGCACUUAAUACUAUCCACUGGAAGGCAAUGGAGUGUUUGCUUUUGUAUUUCAAAGCUGAACAGUGAAUUAUUGCCUUGUUUCUGUUCUUCCUUCAGAGUGUGGCUACUAAACAGAAAACUAAAAUAGACGGAGGAGCAAGAAAAUGCAGAUAAGGUGUUUCUGGAGCUGGAGAAGCAGAUACUAAUGGAUUUAGGAAGAGUAAAUGAACCAGAAAUACCUUACUCACAAGAUGCUUAAUGCUCAUUAUCAAUUUGAAAAAUAGUAACCUUUUUAUUUCAAGGCCUCUUUGUUUCAGUAGAACAUUUUUAGCUUCAGAAAUAAAGCAUCUCGCACUUGGAGGUUAUUGUUUCAUUAAUUUUAUCUAGUUUACUCACAAAGUGGUUAGAGAGCAACUGCUCUGGGCAUAAUUCUUCCACUAUCUUCAUUAAAAUAGUUAUUAUGAAUAUUCCAUCUGUUUAAGUAGUAGGGUUUUUGUUUGUUUAAGUUCUGUGUCCAUCAGGACUCUAUAAACUAUAGUAAUCUUAAACAAGUUAACUGAUCAAAUCAAUAUGCCAGUAUUCACCCCUGCAAUCCAACAUCCACUUGCUCCCGUCAGAAGGGAAUUGAUUCUGUUUCAGUAGUUACACACAGGCUAUCCAAAUUCUGCUACUCUUCUCCCCCAAGGAUCUCCCUCAUCCCCAAAGUACUCCUCUUGAAUAAUUACAGACAAGCAGUAAUUUUCUGAGGUGUCCAGGACAUCACCUGCUCUGGAGAUACAGUGACAGAUACUCAAAACCCACCUGGAUGCCAUCCUGUGCAAUGUGCUCUAGGUGACGCUGCUCAGCAGGGGAGUUGGACUGGAUGAUCUCCAGAGGUCCCUGCCAACCUCAGCCAUUCUGUGAUUCUGUGAUCUGAACAUGCUGUCAUAAGCAUGACAAAUUUUGCAGCCUGAACCACCUUUACUCACUAUCAUUGAAUUAGAAAAUGAAUGCUAUUUAAGCCUGGGUAAUACUUCAAAAACAGAAAACCAAAACUAUAAAAUACAUUGUUAUGUGACUGGAAUCAGUACAGUUUAGAACAGCUUUUACUAAGCACGCUGCAGCUGUUGUGUGCUUGUACUUCCGUCAAAAGAAUUAUUCUUGAGGGAGACUGAACUGUGUUAUAGAGCAGUUUUGUUACUUACCAGUGUAAAUGAGUAACUGCUCAUUAAUAUUGAUGUUCGUCCACCAUCCACAGAGCCGACUCUUUCCACACACAGUGCUCUGGUUGCUGCUUGGUAUCCAAUAGCCAGGUCAGACAGCACGUAACUUAGUAC
Anas platyrhynchos (mallard) is the source of this 4260-nucleotide messenger RNA. Lineage: Eukaryota; Metazoa; Chordata; Aves; Anseriformes; Anatidae. The record is from RefSeq and is a predicted model, not a curated record.